This is a messenger RNA of Sesamum indicum (sesame), 913 nucleotides long. Its product is annotated as Heavy metal transport/detoxification superfamily protein. Gene Ontology annotation, molecular function: metal ion binding. Gene Ontology annotation, cellular component: chloroplast. The record is from RefSeq and is a predicted model, not a curated record. Lineage: Eukaryota; Viridiplantae; Streptophyta; Magnoliopsida; Lamiales; Pedaliaceae.
CAACUAAAUUUUAUUUUAUUUAUCGUAGCGUAGAAAAUCCUUCUUCAAAAGGUAUCUCCUCUCCUUGCCAUUGUGGAUAGAAUAGAGAGAGCGCUGCUCCAAAAAAAACUGACAACAAUGGCUUCCGUCUCCGCAUUCUCACUAUCCAGACCCACUUCUCCUGUUCGUUCCUUUUCUUAUCCGUCAUCUGCUUUUUCCCUGCUUCACUCCCAAUUCCCUUGCAUUAAAUUUCAGAGCCCAUUUUUCAAGAGUUCCGCCAUUUCUUGCAUUUCAUCCAAUAAGCAUAGUUUCUUAAGGCCCACAAAAGUAAGGGCAGUUGCGGAGGAAGAAGAAACAGCGUCUCCACCAGCCUCCGCCGUCCCCGAUCAACCUGUUUCUGUUGCGGUCUCGCCGUCUGAUGUUCUUACCAUGUUUUUUCAGGCAGAAGGGACAAUGGCCGACUCAGCUCUUCCGGCUGUUACCAAGGCUUUGGAGGAAAUUGAAGGCAUCACAGAUCUCAAAGUACAAGUACUUGAGGGUAUAGCAAGCGUGGAGUUAACAAAGCAAACAACUGUGCAAGCUACAGGGGUGGCGUCAAAUUUGGUUGAGAUAAUACAAGGGUCUGGUUUCAAGCUGCAAACUUUGAAUUUGAGCUUCCAGGAUGAAGAAGAUUUCAGCUAGACUACUCUUCAGGGAUUGUGGAGAGUUGGUGCAUUUUUCUUAUCCAAUUUUUGAGAAUCUAUGACAUGGCAGGAUGUAUCUUAUGGUCUUACCCAUCACUUGUAGUUUUUUAGGUACUUCACUGUUGAUUAUUUGUAAAAGUGUUGUAUUUUCAUGGAACCUCGUAGAGUAUCGUAACUGUACAAGCAUAAAUCAUAAUUUCAAGUCCAGCAAAUUCUCUGGAAGAUUGCAAGUAGCACAUCUGUUAAUCCCA